This is a messenger RNA of Acanthoscelides obtectus, 424 nucleotides long. NCBI's taxonomy places the organism in Eukaryota, Metazoa, Arthropoda, Insecta, Coleoptera, Chrysomelidae. The record is from the annotation of a GenBank genome assembly.
UUUAAACUUAUAUUUGUGUCUCGCGAUUGUCGUAAAAGAUGGCUCAAUGCAAUUCCUCGUAGUGAUUUAGUGGUUACAAAAUACACCCGAGUAUGUAAUUUGCACUCUGCUGAGAACAGCAUCAUUUGGGAAUCCACCUUCCAUGACGAAAAGACAGGACAUAUCAAACAGAAGAAGCCGAGAUGAGAAAUUGAGGGACAAGGAACAAGACCAACUACUUAAAGCACUGCAAACUUGCAUUGAUGAUUAUUCCUCCUAACAAAAAUCUUGUUUUCAAAAUUAUUCAGACAUUCUCACAGUUUUUAGUUCAUGGCAAUGUCCAUAUGGGUGGCAUACAAUUGUUCAGGAUAAAGUUACUUUGUUUAAGUUAUAAUAUAAACCAGCACCCAUCAUAACUAACUCUGUAAUUGUUGAUAAAGAUCUC